AUGACUACUACGGCGGCACAAUUGAACGGAACUCCGUCCUCUUCUCCGACCAGUUCGCCGACUGUCUCUCCGCCGAUUCCGAACGUGGGCGACGAAGAGGAAGGUGUAGUGCAUUUGAUAACGGAUCUCAAGGACAAGGGGACGAAUUUUGUGUUGUUGAAGAAGACUCCACAGAUUCUGGAGUUGCAAACCAUCCUCAAAGACAAGUUGGAACUGCAAUAGUGUCCAGAAAGUGGAGUAAUUGUUCAGAACGACGACGCACUCCGAUUUCGUGUUCAACGCCGAUCGUCUGAUGCGUUUGGUGAUCGAAGAGGGACUGAAUCAUCUGCCGUACUCGGAGCACUCGGUGAUCACGCCGACGGGCUUCAAAUACGAAGGAAUACAGUUUAAUCGCGGCAAUUGCGGAGUGUCGUUGUGUCGGAGCGGAGAAGCGAUGGAAAUUGCUCUGCGACAGUGCUGUCGGAGCAUUCGCAUCGGAAAGAUUCUGAUUGGCGACGAGCAGAAGGUGUUGUACGCCCGAUUGUUGCCCGAUAUCACUUCCAGACGGAUUCUUCUGCUCUACCCGACUAUAGGGUGAGAUUUGGUUUAAAAUUGACUUAAAAAUGCGCUCAAAAAAACUUCAGCUUUGCUUCAAAUUAGUACUUUUGCUCGAUAAAAUGCUUAGAAUUCAGGCGAUUCUCUUUCAAUUAGUCACGAACAAUUUCAGCUCUGGAACGACAGUGUGCAAAGCGAUCGAAGUGCUGAAAGAGGCGAGAGUGCCCGACGAGAACAUCUAUUUGGUCUCCCUGUUCAUCUCGCCGACCGGCCUGAAGAAUAUAACUCGCAAGUACCCGUACAUCACUGUCGUCGCCUCGGACAUCACUUCGCUCUACCCGAAUCACUUCUCCACCAGCUACUUUGGCGCCGUUUAG
This is a messenger RNA of Caenorhabditis sp. 36 PRJEB53466, 911 nucleotides long. The record is from the annotation of a GenBank genome assembly. Lineage: Eukaryota; Metazoa; Nematoda; Chromadorea; Rhabditida; Rhabditidae.